AUGUGUGUAGUUGUUUUUAUUACAGGAUCACCUUUUAACACAAAAACUAAAUGUAGUUUUAAUUUAGCCAAGAAAAUAGAAUGGUAUAAAGCAGACUGGGAAUAGAUAAACUUUAUGUAACGUUAUGUCAUGAGAUUCCCAGAAGAACCACAUAUCCCUAGUGGCGCCUCCCGCUCGGCAGCCUGUGAGUUAGAACCACGUUUUAAUUGUGCUUCCAGUGGCAACCUGUGUCGGUAGCAAAGACGCUGUACAUUUUCUCAUUGUGGGACAAAAGGGACAAAACUAUUAUUAUUAUUAAUAUUAUUAUUAUUAUCAUUAUUAUCAUCAUUGUUGUUGCUGUUGUUGUUAUUAUCCACUUCAUCUUCUUUACACACUUUGGGACAUCUGUUUCUGUGGUUUAAUCCACACAUGGUCUGUCCUCAUUCAUGUCCUACGCCAGCAUUUUCCAAACUUUUUUGGCCAUACAUCCCCUUCUAUAUCCCAGUCGAGUUGACACUACUUGACCCAUUUCAACAACACGCAACAUUCCAAACCCCCUAUCACUUUGUUCAUCUUUUGCACACCCUUGUGGCAGCUCAUGCACCCCCGGGGGUGCUCACACUACACUUUGGGAAUCCCUGUCCUACAACAUUCUAAUAUUUCUCUCCCACUCUUAUGAAUCAGCAGCUGAGAGUAGUCUUACCCUGUAGCUGCUCUGUGUGGAAGUAGGAGGUUAAAAGCUCUCAGACAAAUAAUCCCUGUCGACCAAUGAUUGCCCUGUAUUUUUAAUGCCUUAUCUCUCUGUUCACUGCAUUGCAUAAUCUUUGCCACGGCCUCUACCAACAGUGGGAUGACAGUGUCACUGUGGCCGGUUUGAUGCAUGCAGUCCUACAGAGAGAAGAUCCAAAACGCCAACACUGUCAUCAUAAUCUGAGCAUGCACACAAACACUGACAAACGGUGGUUAUUAUUAUCUGCGCUCCACUAAGAGGAUUGCUUCCUGCACUCUCAGCCUCCUCUUCACAUUGCUUUAAAUGGAGCUUCCAUUGCCUCCCUCUGCCUCCCACAGCUUUAAGGGGAGAGAAGAGGAGGUGAGAGGAAGGGUGGAAAACAGAAAGUGCUGAUAACCAAAGACAGGUCGGUAGAGGAGGGGAGCGCUGCACUCUGCUGUCGUCUCAGGAUCUGGUCAGCAGUGCAGCGGGUGUGUGUGUGUCACAAGUGACAGCAGGCACUGCCUGCUGCUGCUGCUGCUGUCAGCUCUGCUGCUGCCGCUGCUUCUACUGAAGGGAUAACUAGAAGUAAAACCAAAGAGGACACUAAACAGGAAGCUGCAGCCAUGACCAGUCAACAGGAUUCAGGCUUCUUUGAAAUCAGCAUCAAAUCUUUACUGAAAUCCUGGAGUGGCACGUUACCUGUGGGGAACGGAUAUAACGGAAACAAACCCCCGAUCCAUCCAGUCAGCUGGCCCCAGGAAGAGAAGAAACCCCAAACAAUGAUGCCUAUCAGCAUCGACCCGGAGAGUAAACCGGGCGAGUACGUCCUCAAAAGCUUGUUUGCUAAUUUCACCACCACCUCUGAACACAAGAUCUGCAUCAUCAUGGCUGAGCCUCUGGAAAAACCUUUAACAAAGUCACUACAGAGAGGAGAAGAUCCUCAGUUUGACCAAUUGAUAAGCACCAUGAGCUCUUUGGCUGAGUACUGUCUACCCUCCAUCCUGCGCACCUUGUUUGACUGGUACAGAAGACAAAACGGGCUGGAGGAGGAGCUGCACGAGUACCGUCCCCGAGCCAGCACCAAGUCCAAAACUGAUGAACAGCAAAAAGAUUAUCUACUUGAAAGGAGAGAUUUAGCCAUUGACUUCAUUUUUUCCCUUGUACUAAUAGAAGUUUUGAAGCAGAUGCCGCUCCAUCCAGUCCUGGACAGUUUGGUUAAUGACAUCAUUAACCUUGCCUUUAAGCACUUUAAAUACAAAGAGAGGUAUCAUGGUCCUAACACGGGCAACAUGAAUACUGUAGCAGACCUCUAUGCUGAAGUAAUAGGAGUAUUAGCACAGUCCAAGUUUCCUGCUGUGAAGAAAAAGUUCAUGUCUGAGCUUAAAGAACUGCGGCAGAAAGAGCAGAGUCCAUUUGUAGUCCAGUCCACCAUCAGCCUCAUCAUGGGAGUCAAGUUCUUCAGAGUUAAGAUGUACCCGGUUGAGGACUUUGAAGCUUCCUUUCUGUUCAUGCAGGAAUGUGCUCAGUAUUUCCUGGAAGUCAAGGACAAGGACAUUAAACACGCUUUGGCCGGUCUCUUUGUCGAAAUUUUGGUUCCUGUCGCAGCAGCUGUAAAGAAUGAGGUGAAUGUGCCCUGCCUGAGGAACUUUGUGGACACCCUGUAUGACACAAGCCUGGACUUGUCCUCAAGAAAAAAACACUCACUGGCUUUCUAUCCACUGGUGACCUGUUUGCUGUGUGUUAGCCAGAAACAGUUCUUCCUCAACAGAUGGCACAUCUUCCUUAACAACUGCCUCUCAAAUCUAAAGAGUCGGGAUCCUAAAAUGGCUCGUGUUGCACUGGAGUCCCUGUAUCGACUGCUGUGGGUCUACAUGAUCAGGAUAAAGUGUGAGAGCAACACCGCAACACAAGGUCGCCUCAACACCAUUAUAACAACGCUUUUCCCCAAAGGAUCCCGUAGUGUCGUACCAAGAGACAUGCCUCUCAAUAUCUUUGUCAAAAUCAUUCAGUUUAUAGCACAGGAAAGACUUGACUUCGCCAUGAAAGAAAUUAUAUUUGACCUUCUUUGUGUUGGAAAGUUAUCCAAAGCAUUUAGUCUUAAUCCAGAGAGAAUGAAUAUUGGUUUAAGAGCAUUCCUGGUCAUUGCUGACAAGCUGCAGCAGAAAGACGGAGACCCGCCAAUGCCAAACACUGGUUGCACUUUGCCCUCUGGAAACACACUUAGAGCCAAAAAGACGUAUCUAAGUAAAACACUGACAGAUGAGGAGGCCAAAGAUAUUGGGAUGUCACAGUAUUAUAACAAUGUCAGAAAGGCUGCUGACAACAUCCUCAGACAUCUGGACAAGGACGUGGGACGCUGCAUGAUGAUGACAAACACUCAGAUGCUAAACAAGGAGCCUGAGGACAUGAUCACGGGUGAAAGGAAGCCCAAGAUUGACCUGUUCAGGACCUGUGUUGCAGCCAUUCCUCGUGUCCUGCCUGAUGGGAUGUCGAAGCCAGACCUGAUCGACCUGCUUUCUCGAUUAACAAUUCACAUGGAUGAUGAGCUGCGACUCAUAGCCCAGAAUUCUCUGCAAAGUCUGCUGGUGGAUUUCGCCAAUUGGCGUGACGACGUCCUGUUCGGAUUCACUAAUUUCCUUUUACACGAAGUGCAUGACACUCACUGGGAAUUGUUGGAUACCUCGCUUAAAUUACUGCUGCAACUGCUCACUCAGUGGAAACUUACCCAGACUGCCCGAGGGAAGAGCUAUGACACCGCUAAGAUACACAACGCCGAGACCAGCUCACACCCCAAAGUACCUGCGGAGCGAGGUCCUCACUCCACUGUGCUCCACGCUGUAGAGGGACUGGCUCUGGUCCUGCUCUGCUCCUGUCAGCUCAGCACCCGCAAACUUGCCAUUGCUCUGCUUAAAGAGAUACGAAGCCUCUUUGUGACCGUUGGACAGACUGAGGAUGAUGAAAAACCAAUGAUAGACGUCAUGGAUCAGCUCAGUCCUGUAAUCAUGGACAGUUUUGUCAACAUUGCAGUGUCUGAUACAGCUGCACUGCCAUCUGGCCUCCAUGUUGACCUGCAGUGGCUCGUGGAAUGGAACGCCAUCCUGGUCAACAGCCAUAAUGACAUCAGGAGCCCCUCACAUGUGUGGAUCUUUGCCCAGUCAGCGAAGGACCCGUGGGUGCUGUGUCUGUACAGCCUUCUUCGACAGGAUCACCUGCCUAAACAUUGUCCAACAGCCCUGAGCUUUGCUUGGCCUUACGCCUUCACACGGAUGCAGGCGCUUAUGCCUUUGAUAGACCCGAAUAACCCCGUGUAUGCAAAGAAGACCAGCACCUCAGGCAGUGGAGACAGCUACGUCAACUUGUGGAGGAACUACUUGAUCCUGUGCUUCGGUUUGGCUAAGCCCAGUAUCAUGAGCCCAGGCCACCUGAGAGCAUCGACACCAGAGAUCCCCGGGCCUGCUGUGUGUGACACUAGUGUCAGCUACGACAACAAGGUUGUCGGGAGCCCAUCUGUGUCCUGGCUUCUAAAGCAGUUGGUUCCACUGAUGAGGGCAGAGAGCAUGGAGUUGGGGGAAUCAUUAGUGCUGGGCUUUGGUCGAGCCAAUGCCCUGGUGUUUAGGGAACUUGUGGAGGAGCUCCGUCCUCUGAUGAAAGAGGCCCUUGACAGAAGGCCUGAGAACAAAAAGCGCAGAGAGCGGCGGGAUUUGCUCCGACUGCAGUUGCUGCGAAUCUUUGAGCUGUUGGCUGAUGCAGGUGUUGUCAGUGACAGUACAAACGGAGCCCUUGAACGUGACACCCUUGCUCUGGGUGCAUUGUUCCUGGAGUAUGUGGAUCAAACCCGGAUGCUUUUGGAAGCAGAGAAUGACAAAGAUGCUGAGAUCCUCAAGGACAUCCGAGCUCACUUCAGCGCCACAGUGGCUAACCUCAUUCAGUGUGUGCCAGUGCACCACAGGCGCUUCCUGUUUCCACAACAGAGCCUGCGACAUCAUCUCUUUAUCCUCUUCAGUCAAUGGGCCGGUCCAUUCAGCAUCAUGUUCACCCCUUUAGACCGGUACACUGCCAAAAAUCAGCAGAUCACCAGAUACCAGUACUGUGCCCUGAAGGCCAUGUCUGCUGUACUGUGCUGCGGACCUGUGUUUGAUAACACCGGCCUCUCUCCAGACGGAUACCUCUACAAAUGGCUUGAUAAUAUACUGGCCUGCCAGGAUCAGCGGGUCCACCUGCUUGGCUGUGAAGUCGUGAUUUUGCUCUUGGAACUCAAUCCUGACCAGAACAACCUGUUGAAGUGGGCUGUGGAUCGCUGCUACACAGGAUCUUACCAGCUCGCCUCAGGAUGCUUCAAAGCCAUUGCUACAGUCUGUAGCGGCAGAAACUCACAGAGUGACAUUGUGACUCUGCUCAGUCUGGUGCUCUUCAAAGCCUCAGACAGCAACAGAGACAUUUACGAGAUUUCCAUGCAGCUAAUGCAGAUCCUUGAAGCUAGAUUGCUGCUGUACUGUAAGGAGAUCACUGAGCAAAAGCCAAACAGUAUCUUACACGGCACCCAUGGUCCUCUGCCCCCCCUCUACACUGUCUCUCUGCCUCAGUUGUCGAGCCAGCUGGCUCGGAUGUACCCUGAACUCACACUUCCUCUCUUUUCAGAGGUUAGCCAAAGGUUUCCCACAACUCACCCCAAUGGGAGGCAAAUAAUGCUAACCUUUCUGCUUCCGUGGCUCAGUAACAUUGAGCUUGUGGAUGCUGGCCUGCUGCUUCCAGUUUUUACACCAUACGUUCUAUCAGAUCAGGAGGCGUCCAGUCAAAUGUCAAGCCUCGAGGCAACUCACCAGCUAAAAGGCAAUGGUUGGGGCUCCCUUCAGGCCACAACCUUGGUCCUCAAUAACCUGAUGUUCAUGACUGCCAAGUAUGGAGAUGAACUGCCUGGAUCUGAAAUGGAAAACGUCUGGAAUGCAUUAGUGAGCAACGAAAAGUGGAGCAACAAUCUGAGAACAACUCUACAAUUUCUCAUCAGCUUAUGUGGUGUCAGUAGUGACACCACUCUGCUGCCAUAUAUCAAGAAAGUGGUAAUCUAUCUGUGUCGGAAUAACGCAACACAAACCAUGGAGGAGUUGAUUUUUGAGCUGCAGCAGACUGAUCCGGUCAACCCUGUGGUGCAGCACUGUGAUAGCACUCCUUUCUACAAGUUUACAGCCACAAGCAAAGCUGGAGCAACAAUAGGCACCUCAACAAGCAGCAGUACAGUGGUUGUGGGUCAGGAGAGCUUUCCAGACACCGAUGACACCAAAACGGUUAAGGAUAAUGAGGAGAGGCUUAGCCACAAAAUGCUAGCACACCACUCCCUGGAGUCACGCUUCAGCACCAGCUCGACAGGCUCCUACGACGGCGAAAAGAGCGAACCCUUACCUCCAUAUGUUGACUGGCUAACGGUUGUUGCUGAGACCAACCAACCUCAUCCACUACCAAUGCCUGUGAAUGGAGGAUACUGGGCUCCUCUGGUGGACUUCCUGCCAGAGACCAUCACUCCUAGAGGACCACUACACAGGUGUAAUGUGGCAGUGAUCUUCAUGACAGAGAUGGUAGUGGACCACAGUGUUAGAGAAGACUGGGCAGUCCACCUGCCUUUGCUGCUACAUGCCUUAUUUUUGGGAAUGGAUCACUACCGGCCAGAGGUUUAUGAACACGGCAAACGUCUCCUUCUCCACCUGCUCAUCACACUGUCCUGCAAUAACAACCUGAAGGCCAUCGCCUCCGUCCUACUGCAGACUCAUAAUAUCAACGACAUCAAGACCCUUACCUGCAAACAGAGCAUUCAGCUGGACUUUUUACCCAACGGAGGUUUUGAUUUCCUGCCCGAGUGUCAUUCAUCUAAUUUCCCAGACUCAGGUCUGAGCUCUUCUCUGACAUUGUCCAGUCUGAGCCUCAUUGGCAGCAGCAGCAGCAGCAACCUGUCUGAGAUCUCACAGGAGGUGGAGAUGCUUGUUGCCUCGAGUAAAAUGGAUGAAAAGACAUACAAACUCAUUGAGUUUUUAUCAACAAGAGCAAAUGGGCCACUGUGGUGCCAUGAAGACAUUUCACCAAAGAACCACAUUCCAAAGAGCACUGUCCAGCUGACAAACUUUCUCCAGUAUGUGGUAUCAGUGUUCAAAGACACUAAGUCAGGUUUCUACCUGGAGCAGCAGCUCAGCGGCGUGGCUCUGCAGACAGCUCUGUGCAGCUCAUCACGUCACUACGCUGGCCGUUCUUUCCAGAUAUUCAGAGCCCUGCAGCAGCCGAUCUCUGCCCGAGCUGUGUCUGACCUGCUGUCCAGGCUGGUGGAGGUAGUUGGUGAAAAUGGAGAAGAAGUACAGGGCUACGUGAUGGAAGUAUUACACACACUGGAAUCCGUGGUGGACAAUCUGGCUGAAUGUUUAAAAAACAGCGACCUCAUGGCUACCUUGUCAAGGGCAUCAUCUCCAGAUUUCCUGACUAGCUUUAACCUGCUGUCCAACAGAAAAAGUGCAGGGCAGAUUUGUCUUAGAAGGAAUGACAAAAACAGACAUCAGAGGAGCUCUUCUGUGCCCAAGAAGUUUGGAGGUGCCUCACGGUGGUCCGAUCCCCCUCGCAGUGCUACACUGGAGUGCAUUCAGGCCUGUGAGCAGCAGAUUUCAUCGGCCAAGACCUGCAGCUUGUCCUCAUCCAAAGAAGGUGUCACAGACCCUAACAACAUCAACCACCCGAGCAAUCUGCUCGCCACCAUCUUCUGGGUGGCGGUGUCGCUGAUGGAGUCGGACUUUGAGUUUGAGUAUCAGAUGUCUCUGAGGCUCUUGAACAAACUGCUGAGCAACAUGUCACUGGACAAAGAGGAGAACAGGGAGAAGCUUGAGAAGGUGCAGAGUCACCUGAAAUGGAGCAGCUUCAGUGGACUCCAGCAGCUGCUCCUCAAAGGCUUCACUUCCAUGUCCACCACUGACAUCACACUGCAGCUCUUUAGCCAACUGACGCCUGUGUCACAAGAACUUGUAGUGGACACAUCACAGGCCAUAGGGUUUCCUUUGAAUGUCCUUUGCCUUCUACCUCAUCUGGUACAAAACUUUGACAACCCCACACAGUUCUGCCAAGAUGUUGCUGAGAGGAUUGCUCAGGUUUGCCUGGAAGAGAAGAACACCAAGCUCUCCAACCUCGCCCACGUCAUGACUCUGUAUAAAACCCACUCGUACACACGGGACUGCUUCUCCUGGGUCAACGUCGUGUGCCGAUAUCUGCACGAGGCCUUCUCAGAGAUCACCCUCAGCCUGGUCACCUACAUGGCAGAGCUGUUGGAGAAAGGUCUGCCCAAUAUGCAGCCAACCCUUCUACAAAUCAUCUACAGCCUUCUGAGUCACAUGGACCUGUGCGGAGUUCAGGCCAAACCCUUCAACAUUGAGGUUGUCAAGACGAUUGAGAAGUUUGUCCAGACGGUACAUUGGAGGAAAGCACUUAAUAUCCUGAGGUUGGUGGUUUCUCGAUCGGCCAGUUUGGUUCAACCUUCAUCGCCGCAUAGUGACCUCUGCUACGAGGACAUCAGCCGAGCCUGGGACCGCUCCUCUAAGGCCUUGCCUGGGAAAACUCUGGAUUUCCACUUUGACAUAUCAGAGACACCUGUGAUCGGCCGCCGUUACAAUGUUCUCCAGCACUCCACAAGUCCAGAUGUGAAGAGCAGGAGCAGCACCGUGUCACGCAGCACCUCCUCCACCUCCUCUGGAUCUUCAAUCAGCAACGUCCUGGUGCCAGUCAGUUGGAAGAGGCCUCAGUCCUCGCAGAAAAGAACACGAGAGAAGUUGGUAAAUGUCUUGUCUUUGUGUGGACAGGAAGUGGGGCUCAAGAAAAAUCCUUCAGUGAUAUUCUCCAGUUGUGGUGAGCUGGACCUAAUGGAGCACCAGCCCAGUUUGGUGUCUUCUGAUGAUAGGAUACAGGGGCCAGACAGCACUGACGACACAACCUCAGAGCAGCAGUUCAGAGUCUUUAGAGAUUUUGACUUCUUGGAUGUGGAGCUGGAAGAUGGAGAGGGAGAGACAAUGGACAACUUCAACUGGGGUGUGCGAAGACGCUCCAUGGACAGUCUGGACCGAAGUGACCAGCUGCCUCUAGGGGAGAGUAAGCUGUCGAGCAGCAUGCCCAGCCUCAUCAGGAUCGCCCACGAAGAGUCAGAUGAUUCAUCAGAGGACGAUCCCCUCACUGUCAGCCAGAUACUGUCCCAAUCACAGCUUAUUGUGAGCCUCUCUCCAACUGCAGAAAGCAGUAGCCUGGACUCUCCCUCUGCCAUUUUUGACUCAAGUCCAGCUGACCCCAUCCCUUUGAACUCCAAAAAACCUAGUUUCGAGGUCCAACUGCCAGAGGACUCGAAGCCGCGGCCUGAGGUCUCACGUGAAGAAGAAAGUUCCAACGAAGAUGAACUCUUUGGUGCCAUUACUGAGCCUCCCCCUGAAUUUCUCUGUGUUGACCAUUCGACCACUGCAGUGGUUGACAACGAUUUCAGGGCAGAACAGGAUUUGGACAGCUGUCUACCAAGGUUUGGAGAGGAGGAGAACAACGAGCUGCAGGAGUGUCGCUCUUCUCCCCCUCCGUUGCCCUUCUUCUCUGCCAUCCUCGCUGCCUUCCAACCUGCAGUGUGCGAUGAUGCUGAGGAGGCCUGGAGAAGUCACGUCAGCCAGCUGGUGGCAGACUCCGAUGGAUCGUGUGCAGUCUACACCUUUCAUGUCUUCUCUUCACUUUUUCAGAGUAUCCAGACCAAGUUCUGUUCUUUGACGUGCGAUGCUGUUAGUUACCUUGAUGAUGGACUGAGAGGAUUAGGAACCAAGUUCUUAAAGUCCUCUCAGAUGCUGACUUCCUGUUCUGAGUGUCCAACCCUAUUUAUUGAUGGCAAUACAAUAAUGUCUUAUGGGCUCUUGGAAAAAAUGAAAUUCAGCGUAUUAGAACUUCAAGAGUAUCUUGACACAUACAACCAAAAAAAGGAGGCUGCAGUCACCUGGCUGAACAACUGUAAAGCCACCUUUCCCAGGACCACAGCCGGCCCAGUUAUCACGUUGCCAGUGGAACAUGAGGAAAAGCAACUGGAGCUCUGUCAAAGACUGUACAAACUCCACUUCCAGCUUCUGCUGCUUUUUCAGUCCUACUGUAAGCUGAUAGAACAGGUCCAUGCAAUAAGUUCUAUUCCCGAGCUGACAAAUAUGUCCAGUGAGCUGAAUGUCAUGAGGAGCCACUUGAGGGUAGCAGCAUCCUCAGUUACAAAUACCCCAGAGUGUUCCUGCUCUGAGCCCACGUUUAGCUCCUCUGAGGCGGCCGUGCAAGCCAUUCUGGAGAGUCUGAAAAACAAUGAGUUUCAGACGACUGUGCGCUACAUUCGUGAGUGCAGAACAAUGUGGCCUAAAGACAUCUUUGGCAGUCAGUCAGAGGAUGAGAUCCAGACCUUACUGAAUAUCUACUUCAGACACCAAACACUGGGUCAAACAGGAACAUUUGCUCUGGUGGGCUCACAGCAAGACCUAACUGAAAUCUCUGUCAAGCUGAUGGAACUAAACGGAGAAAUGCGUGACAUGAUAAGAAAAGCCCAGGGCUAUCGAGCCAUCACCGCUUUCCUGCCAGACUCCAGAGUGUCCGGAUCAACUUUAUAAUUUGGCAGUGUGUCCACCAAUGUCCUGCACAGCUGCCACUCCAGAGUCCUGUCUGAUGCUUUUGAAAAACCAGCACUCUUCCUCAGUUGCAGAAGUGACUUUGCUGUUGUUGAUCUUUUUUGCACUAAAAGCCAUUUUCAGACCAAUCUGUGAGAGUUAAAAAAGACCAAUGUGCUUACACUGAUCAGGUUUUCAGGCUUCUAAUAAUAAUACGUAUUUUCAAAAGGCUGUUACUGAGUACUGAGGUCUAUGACUUUCACUUUUUAGACAGAGCAAAGCUAAGUCUUUGUCAGUCAGCUAUUUUGUUUUACUUGUUUUGGGAAAAUGUGCAAUGCAAUUCAUUAUAAUCCUUACUGUGUCCUGAAUGUAGUGUUGUUUUUCAUGUAGUUUUAAAUCAAAGCACAAAGAAAUGAUAUCAUUAGUGAAGCGAGGCUGGUAUACCGUAUACUUGGUUUAAGUAGUGAGAGUUUGCGUGUGAGCGUGAUGAUGAUGUUGUGUGUUUUUGUGUGGGUGUCUGAGUGUGUGGGUUUAAGCGUGAUAAACAUCUCCUACCAUAACACACAAACUGAUUUUUAUUUUUUUGGUAAAACCUACAUGCUGCAUAUCUACUGUAAUGUUAAUCAAGCCUACAUUCUUCUGUGUAGGUCACAUAUCUUAACAAUAUCUUACUGUACCUUCAAACUGUGCAGCUUUUUUGGUAAUAAGGUCACUUAUUUAUAUGAUUUGCAGGUAAAAAUGUGCUUUUUAUCAGAUAAAGAAAAUAUUUUUGUUGGAUGUUUGCCAAUCAUGGAAAUUCUUAAUGUACUAUGUAUAAGGUAAUACAUAUGUUCACCAACAUAAAUACAAAAACUAUUUUAAAUUAAUAACUGUAUAUAGUGCAACCGGGGCUUUGCUUUGACAUAUAAGAUUGUUUUUUUUUUUUUUUUUUGGAA
This is a messenger RNA of Cynoglossus semilaevis (tongue sole), 11246 nucleotides long. It is a transcript of the gene frya, whose product is annotated as furry homolog a (Drosophila). Bases 1315 to 10314 code for a protein of 2999 amino acids. Gene Ontology annotation, cellular component: cell cortex; site of polarized growth. NCBI's taxonomy places the organism in Eukaryota, Metazoa, Chordata, Actinopteri, Pleuronectiformes, Cynoglossidae. The transcript has 61 exons. The record is from RefSeq and is a predicted model, not a curated record. Gene Ontology annotation, biological process: cell morphogenesis; neuron projection development.